Messenger RNA from Rhizoctonia solani, 1254 nucleotides. Its product is annotated as tRNA (guanine-N(1))-methyltransferase. The coding region runs from base 1 to 1254 and encodes 417 amino acids. Gene Ontology annotation, cellular component: nucleus. Gene Ontology annotation, biological process: tRNA N1-guanine methylation. Lineage: Eukaryota; Fungi; Basidiomycota; Agaricomycetes; Cantharellales; Ceratobasidiaceae. Gene Ontology annotation, molecular function: tRNA binding. The record is from RefSeq and is a predicted model, not a curated record. The transcript has 5 exons.
AUGGCUAGCACCACUGAACAUCCAACAGCACCGACCACUGCUGGUGAACGACAAUCGAACACACACUCUCCGAACCACUCCCCGACGAAAGCCGAACGCUUUGCUCAGCUCAAGCUUGAACGGAGGGCUCGCGAGAAAGAACAAAAAGUCGCUAAACGAAAGGAGCGUGAAGAGCGCUUGGCGGCAGGAGAAGAACCCGGACCCUCUGAUGCGAAGAAACGGAAGGUAUCAAGGGAGGGCCAAGGUCCUGUGCGACCAUUCAAUGCCCGGAUCGUCAUUGAUCUUGGCUUUGAUGAAAAGAUGAGUGAAAAGGAAGUAGGCAGCCUAUGUAGCCAGCUGGCAUAUACGUAUGCGACCCACCGACGCACUAGGACUCCAUUCACCAAUCUCUUAUUUACUAAGCUCAGUGGGCGAACAAGAGAGCAACUGGACGGCACAAACGAUGCAUCAUACCGUCGAUGGAGGUAUACCGAAUGGUGGGAAGAGGAUAUUGAUGGUUUAUGGAACCCACCAGCUACUGUAACUCAACCAACAACCGAUGAUCUACUACAAACAACGGACGAACCUACGGAAAUAUCGAGCGCUGCUCCAGAAGGAACCGAACCCAUAUCAAACCCCGAGUCAAAUGCAGGGGUAGAGACAAGCACAGAAGCUCCGGAACUAGCAACAGGUUCUGAAUCUCCUGCUGGUAUGACCGAACUGACCCCCUCGGCUCGUCUCAAACAACGACGUGCUUCUAAAGUGGACCCAACUCCCCAAAUCCGAUCCGCAUGUCCCCAAGAAUCAGUUGUGUACCUCACUGCAGAUGCAGAAGACGAGAUACUCGAGCUGAAAGAGGGAGAAACAUAUAUAAUAGGCGGGAUUGUCGAUCGAAAUAGGUAUAAGAAUUUAUGCGCCAACAAAGCCCGUGAUAUGGAGGUUCGGAGCGCAAGAUUACCUAUAGGAAGGUACCUGAAGGAUAUGCCCACUCGAAAAGUCUUGACCGUAAAUCAGGUUUUCGACAUUCUUGUGCACUGGGUUACGACUCGUAAUUGGGAAGAUGCAAUGCAAAAAGUCAUGCCUAAGCGAAAGUUUAAUGCCAACGGGAAAAAGGGCAAACGCUCACAGGCACGAGCAGGCGACGAGGACGGCGAAGAUAUUCGUGAUGACGAAGACGAGGACCAAGGCAAAUCUGAACAUACAGAGUCUGAUGAGCGCCAGGUUGAAGACCUUACCAAGCUAGAUAACCAGGUCCAGUCCACUGAUUUAUAUUGA